This is a messenger RNA of Meriones unguiculatus (Mongolian gerbil), 3270 nucleotides long. RefSeq lists its product as uncharacterized. Bases 1 to 1200 code for a protein of 399 amino acids. The record is from RefSeq and is a predicted model, not a curated record. The transcript has 5 exons. Lineage: Eukaryota; Metazoa; Chordata; Mammalia; Rodentia; Muridae.
AUGGAUGCCCGCGUCCAGGGCACAGGGAGGCCGGGAUCACCGCCUCUCUGCCCCAGCAGCAGGUGGGCGAGAGCCAGGCCUAGGCUGAAGGACCCCGGGCCGGGCCUAGCUUUCACCGACCGUUGCCAGAAGAGGAAAGGAGGCCAGAGAGGAGACUUGGGGGGACUCCGGAUGGGGGUGUGGCUUUUCUCUGGAGCGCGGGAGGCAGUGGGCAAGAAGUGCCCGACGGAGAAGCAGCUCUACCCGAGUAGGUUCCCCAGCCGCCGCCGGCCCCGUUGCCGUCCCAGGCAGCGCUGCCUGCUUCUCCUGGCUGGCCGCGGGCAGCUCGCCCCGCCAGAUGACGCAGUCCGCUUCCUUCGGAGUCCCAGUGCCGAGGGGGCGUGGCUGGGAGGAACUUGGGCUGCGUAUUGUCAUGGAGACCAGAAGCGGUCCGUCGCCGAGUCCGGCGGCUGGGAACUAGACAGAGCGGCCGGGGUUCUGCGGGGAGCGUCCCCGCCCCGACGCGUGGGUCCCCGCCUCCCGCGGCCGCACCGCCCCCGGCUCCGCCCGCUCAGCCCGGCUAACGGUCGGCGAGGCCUGCCACGAGGGAGCGUCCGCGGCCCGCGCACAGCCGCGCACCAAGCCGAUGGCGUGGAUGCAGCCGGGGGCCCGCGCGUGGGCCGCCAGAGCUUGAGGCCCGCCAGGCGGGUGCUGCGGUCCGCGUGCGGGAAGGCACGUGGGCGUGUCUCCCGGGCCCACGCGUGUCCCCUGCAUCACUGUCUCGGCUCUCGUCCAGGACGACGACUUCUGAAAGCGAGCCAAGGAGAAUCGCGGUUCGUAACAGAGCCUCUGACUGCCUGUUGGAAGGAGGUGAUUCGGAAGACAGCGAGGGGUGCUUUCUCCAGGGUGACUGACCAGCAGCCCAGCACAGGGGAAGACUUGCCCAAUGGCCUUGGUUUAUACAGACCAGCAACAGUCUGCCUGGAGCAAGUGAGACGUCGUUUCUUUUCCUGGUCUCAGCCCGAGCUUUAUUUGCUUUCGGAAACCCUGGCCAGGCCCAUCCCUUCCCUUCCCACCACGCUAGGUUGGCUGCUGCGUUCUCUGCAGCUGUUGCUGAGGCUCACACAGAGUAGAAGACUCUACUACAUUUGGGAUGGCAUCUCUGAUAAUUUACUCAUGUGUGGUUUUGUCUUGAAACCUACUGCUGGCAUUGAAAUCUAAGAUUCCUGAAAAACAGCAUUGGACUCCAACUGCAUCUUCGGGAGAGGCUCCGUCUUAUGGUCCUGUGCUGCCACGUUGACUGAGGAAGGUUUAGUGAUAAGUCAGGCCAUUCAGAAGAUCAAUUACUUUGUCUGGGAUUGUUGACACAGACCUCAAUUACUUAAUAGUAUUUAGAUCUGUUUGUUUUUCUUUUUAAGAAAGGCAACAUUUUCCCUGUCAUUACAAAUUUUUACUCCCUGACCUAUAUCUAGUAAGGGACAUUAAUAAAACAGUAAAGGGCUUCAUGGUGUCUAAUUAUAUAAUUAGGAAAAUGGUAAGAAAUGUGGUAGCUCAAAUUGAUUUCUUCCAUUAAAGCUCUGAGAGCACAUUUACAAACCUGCUGAAAAUGCUGGGGUAGUGUGGAAGUCAAGUGUUCUGGGGGAGCCCUGGAGCAGAGGGAGGAAUAUUAGUUUCAAAUUCUUUUCCCCACGUCUACUCGCAGGCUGUCCACAGCUGGGGAACCAUUACAGCGUAGUCAGAAAAUGCCGAUAGCAGGGUGCUCAUUUGGAAGGCAGUUUACAUUGGCACAAGGAUUCAGUAUUGUAACCAUGACCAGCUUCACACCUGGCAUGGCCGGGUUAUUACUGCUGCUUCUAAUACAGCAGCUGAUGGUACAGCUUGUGCUUAGAUUCUGGGUGUUCUCCAGCCAACUAGGCCUUACUGGUCAUAUAAAGCAUUGCAACAUUACUAAGUUGAAACAUGUUUGUUAAUAAAGGGAAAACAAAAUUCAAUAUUUAGGCAUCUGAGACCUUUAUGCCAGUUGUUUUAGAUCAUAAAGGUAUGAUCUUGACUUGUAGGACACUUUUUUUUUUUUUUUUUUAGUCGUUGUAAUAGGGAUAGAAUUAUACUGGAACCCACGUGUCUUGUUAAUUCCUGAUUUUAUUCUCUUUUUUUUUUUUCUUAAAUAAAAGGCAAGUGUUGUAGAGUACAGUUGGAGUCAUAUGCUGACUUGCUACCCAUCAGGGUGUGGAAAAGCAGCCUUGAUUAAUUUCAAGCUGUGAAAGGGGCAGGUAAAACUGUUCACAGCGGAAAUUUACUAAUGCACCAACCAUUUAAAUUAAAUGUUUGUUAACAUAAUAGUGAUGGCAUUUUCUCCUCCUCCUCCUUGUGGUUUUGUCCAACUCGAUGUUACGGUGGCAGUUGCGCUGACUGUUAAGUGUUUAAAUGAUGACACCAUUAUGUGAAGUGAUUCUGAAAUGAGAGACUCCAGCCAAGAAUUACAUCUGCUCCCAUCUCCUUCAAAUCAUACUCGAUGGCAGGACAGAUUAUGAUUGAUUUGUUUGUGACAGAUUGCAGGAAACAGUCAUUGAUUUUUCAAUAUUUUACCUUAAAAUUAUUUACAGUUGUAACCAUAGGGAGGUAUUUCCAUGGGCUGUCAGCUCCUGAAAGACUAAGAUAAUAUUCCCUGCUCUCUGACAAGACAAAUUACCUGUAAUGAGUGCAGUAGCUGAAGGGUAUACUUUUAUUUUAAAAUAUGUCAAUAACCCCAGUGACUAAACGAAUAUUGAUUUAGCAUAAUGAAGCCUGAGUAAUGUGAAAAUGAGCUUUUUCAAGGGGCAUGGUAAAGACUUUCUUUUUAGCUGGUUGUAAGAAGCUUUUCAUUCCUCCCAGCUAACUGGGGAAAUACAGUUUUUAUAAGCAGCCCACCAGGAAUGAUGGUGGCGUCUGUGAUAACUGGAGUCCCAGUGCUGGGCCCCUUGGUUUUAAGGGUUCUUCUCAAGUAUUAUUUGGGGUCUCUUUCUUUAGUUAUUGACUAGCUUCUGAUUUGUUUGAUGCUAUCUUUACCUGGCCUAAUAUUUUUGCAAUUCCCACAUUAAAAUGAAGGUAUUCACACAGCCAUCUGUAGAUGACAUGGGGUUCUAUUAAGACAUUUCACAUGGGUUGUUGUAGAAUUUAAUGUGCAGUGUUUUGUGGCAGGCCACCUCUGUCUUGACACUGGAUUGCUUUCUCUGCAAGUAAAGAUUAGUCCCCUGAGUGCCGGUUUUUAGACACCAUUGCAGAGCUUUAUUUUUGUCAUAUUUUAUUCCCUUC